This is a messenger RNA of Chrysemys picta bellii (western painted turtle), 6710 nucleotides long. It is a transcript of the gene EHBP1L1, whose product is annotated as EH domain binding protein 1 like 1. Gene Ontology annotation, biological process: actin cytoskeleton organization. Lineage: Eukaryota; Metazoa; Chordata; Testudines; Emydidae. Gene Ontology annotation, molecular function: protein binding. Gene Ontology annotation, cellular component: filamentous actin; microtubule organizing center. The record is from RefSeq and is a predicted model, not a curated record.
GCCCCCUGGCUGGGGGGAGCCGGGCUCGCGCCUUUCUCUGCUUCUCCUUUCGCCUCCUUCUGCUUCUUGUUUCGUCUCAGCGCGAACUUCCUGAGCGGGGCGAGCCCGGCCCAGCCCAGCCCAGCCCGGCCCAGCGCUCACCCCCGGCGCCCCGAGUCCCGGGGAGGGGCGUGCGGGAUCCAGGAAGCGCAGACACGGCCGGCCGACAGGCGCUGGCAGCCUGGCACGGCUCCCUCGGCCCCUCGUUCGCAUUCGCCGGAGUUUUCCCUUCUCUCCCUGUCGGACUCGGACACGGGAACCGAGUUGGAACUGAUCUGCCCGGCGUCUGGCCCGGGGGCAGAGAGCGGGACCGGGGCGACACCGGGGGUGAGAGCCAAGCGCCCCCCGGGAUCGGGGUGUCCGGGCCGGGGGGGGGAGACAAGAACCCCCCUGGUGUCGGGGGGGAGCCCAGUCCCCCAGAGCUCGGGGUGUCCGGUGGGAACCCAGCCCCCCAGGGAUCGGGUGUCUGGGGGGAGCCCAGUCCCCCUCAGGUGUCGGGGCGGAGCCCAACCUCUCAAAGAUCGGGGUGUCCGGGGGGAGCCCAGCCCCCCUAGGGAUCGGGGUGUCCGGGGGGUAAGCCAAGCCACCCGUGAUUUUUCGGGGAGCCCCGUUGGCUCGGUGCCCGCAUCCAAGCCGUCGCCGCUCGGGUGUCGUUUUCCGGCAGCCUCGGGGUCUGGGACGAUGGGCAUCGCGGGGCAUCGACCGGGGCCGCGGGGGCAGCCGUGACCUGAGAGGCGCCUGGUCCGGCUCGGCGGGGGGCUGCUCCGCGGGAUCCCCUACGAGCCGCGAUGAGCUCCGCGUGGAAGAGACUCCAGCGCGUGGGAAAACGCGCCUCCAAGUUUCAGUUCGUGGCCUGUUACCAGGAGCUGAUGGUGGAGUGCACCAAGAAAUGGCAGCCAGACAAGCUGAUUGUGGUUUGGACCAGGAGGAACCGACGCGUCUGCUCCAAGGCUCACAGUUGGCAGCCGGGGAUCAAGAAUCCGUAUCGGGGGAUGGUUGUGUGGAUGGUGCCGGAGAACGUGGAUAUAAUGGUGACGCUGUACCGGGACCCCCACGUGGAGGAGUAUGAAGACAAGGAAUGGACCUUUGUGAUUGAGAACGAGUCCAAGGGGCAGCGGAAGGUGCUGGCCUCGGCCGAUGUUAACCUGCAGCGCUUUGCCCGCCCCACACCUGCCCAGGCCGAGCUGAAGCUGAAGCUGAAGCCGCGCUCGGUCAAGGUGGUGGCUGCCACGCUGCAGCUCACACUGUCCUGUGUCUUCCUGCGUGAGGGCAAAGCCACGGACGAGGACAUGCAAAGCCUGGCCAGCCUCAUGAGCGUCAAACCCAGCGACAUCGGCAACCUGGAUGACUUCGCCGAAAGCGACGAGGAUGACGAGGCAGCCAGGAGGGCGCGGCAAGAGGAUGGGAGCAGCCAGGGCACAGCGCCAACAGGUUUCAUUCAGACCAUAUUGCUGGGCUAUUUCACAGACACAUCGCGAGAGCUCAACACUCUUGCUGAGGAAGAGGAGAAUCCCUCGGCCCCCGGGACCAGCAGGGCAGCAGCUGGGAGAGCAACCCCCUGUGGGACACCCCGAGAGGCAGGCUCUGCCAAGGAGGAAACUGUCCGAGUGGCUGACACCCCAGAUGCCCCCCUGAGGGACACCCCCCUCCCAGCCCUGGAGCUGGUCCUACAGGGAGCAGCACCCUCCCCUCCCCCAGAGUUGAUGGGGCCCCCCCCAGUAAGUGGUGCAGGCCAGGCCGGGAGGGCUGGGCAGAACAUGGCAGCCGGUGGGAACCCAAUGGGAGCUGCAGGGGCUGUGGAACCAGGCGCUAAGGGGGAGACGGGGGCCCAAGUCCCGAAUCAGGCCCACAAGCCAGGCACAGGCCCCUCGCAGGAGACGGGACGACGUGGUGGCAACCCCAGGGUUGAAGAGGAGGAGAAAGCAGCAGCCUUGAUGAAGCGGCAGGCAUCAGGGAGUGACACCAAGGGCAGGCCCAGUGACAUCUGGAUGCCCCGGGCGGAGAGCCCUGUCCCUGCCCCACGGCAUAAGAAACCCCUCCUGCCGGAACCCGCUGCGCCCACAGCUCCACCCCCCGAGGUACCCUCCAUCCAGAGACGCCGAUGGGAAGGUGCCAAACCGCCUCCUUCCCAGCUCAAAUUGGGAGCAGCAAAGUCAGAGCAGGGCCCUCGGCCCGCAGCCUCUCUGCCUGUGCCAGCGGUGCCUGCCAGGGCCCGGCUAGCCCGGCCUAGGUCAGCAGAACUGCCAGCCCGGCCGAAGCCACUGCCCCGGCCCCGGAGGGACAGGCGGGCCCGUUCGGCGUCUCCGGGCAUCUCUGUAGUGAUGUACCUCGAUGAGGAUGCACCAGGACCUGCCGUUGUUGCUGGGGAGGGCAUCGGCCUGCCCAGGAGCGGCUUGGGGGCGGGUGUGCCCUCGGCCGCUGCGCUGCUGGCCUUGUCGUCUGUGGUGGGGCUGCCCCCGGUGCCGUGGGGCAGGCAGGGAGAGAAGGCAGCGACAGCAGCAGAUGCUACUGGUUGGCCAAGCAUCGGGGGUGCUGUUGCUACUGUGGUGGUGCCCCUCAAAGAGGAAUGGGGCAGGGCGACAGGAGAGGGUCCCAGGGGGGCAUCCCAUCUGGAGAGGCUGACAUCAGAUGGGGCAGCCGCGAAGGAUGCUGGGGGAGCUGCUGUGCGGGGGCGGGGAGGAGAUGCAGCCUUUCUGGUGGGCCCACCCAAGCCGUGGAGGUAUCGGUCAGAAGAUGUGGUUGGAGAGGGUGCCAGGGGGGCAACCAGAGAGGUGAUGGAGGCGAUCCCAGGCCAGUUGGAGAGGGGCAGGCUGGAGGAGCCAGCGGAACGGGAGAACCGCAGGGCAGACAGGAAAGCGCGUGGGGGCGCUGCUCAGAGCGUAGCGGAAGUUGUGCCCUUGCUGGAGAGGCACAGAACAGAGCUGGUGGCACAGGAGGAUUCUGGGCGAGGAUUCUGGCCAAGCCCAGCACCAGACCCGGCUCCCUCAGCGACGCCCCCCAAGCUGGAGCAGCGCAGGCCAGCAGGAGAGAGACCUAGGGCAGCAUCCCAGCCAGAGAGGCCAGGAGCAGAAAGGGCAGCUUGGAAGGACGCUGCGGGGGCUGCUGUGCAGGGGGGGGCAGGCAAUGCAUCCUCUCUGAUGGCCCCCCCCAAGCCAUGGAGGUGUCGGUCGGAGGACGUGAUGGGACAGGGUGCUGGGGAGGUGCCCAGCAGUGUGAUGAAGGCAGGAGCAGGAGAUGGACUGUGGCGGGCAAUCCCAGCCUGGCCAGAGUGGGGCAGACUGGAAGGGGCAGGGGGAGAGGCAGCUGGCAAGCCAGGUGGCGGUGCGGUGCACUCAGUAACAGCGGAUACCCUGCCUGUGGAGGCCCCAGCCCGGCUGGAGAGAGGCAGGCUGGAGGAGGCAGGGGGAGAUGCGGCCGGCAGGCCAUGCGAAGAUGCGGCAGGGGGAGAGGUGGCCGGAGAUCUGGCAGGGGGAGAGGUGGCCGGCAGGCCGUGCGGAGGUGCGGCAGGGGGAGAGGUGGCCGGAGGUCUGGCAGGGGGAGAGGCGGCCAGCAGGCCGUGCGGAGGUGCAGCAGGGGGAGAGGUGGCCAGAGGUCUGGCAGGGGGAGAGGCGGCCAGCAGGCCGUGCGGAGGUGCGGCAGGGGGAGAGGUGGCCGGAGGUCUGUCAGGGGGAGAGGUGGCCGGCAGGCCGUGCGGAGGUGAGGUGCUGUCAGUAGUAGCAGACGCCCCAUCUCUGGAGGCUCCUGCCCAGCUGGAGGGUGCCACGGAGAGCCUGGGAGCCGACGGUACAGUGCCCGGGGGUGCCACCCCCAGCACACCUGAGCCCCUGCUGGAGAGGGCUGGGCCGGAGGAGGCAGCGGGCUCCAGAGAGCGUGGUGGGGCUGUGGGCUCCCUGCCCAGCAAGGAGGAUGCCAGUGGGACAGGGCUCCCUCUGGAGAAGCAGUCAGGGCUCUGCACAGACCAGCUGGCCACCUGCACCGCCCCAGGAAGGAGCAGCAGACAGGUUGCAGCCCUCGCACUGAUGCCCCCCCAGGAUGCGCCCAUCCUGGGCACCCCGUCCCCCUUCACUGAGCCUUACGUCUCACAGUGCCGCUUCACCCUGAGCCUCCCGCCCACCCACCCUGCCCGGGAGAGGAGUGCCAGCCCAUCAUCCAACGAGGGGACCCAGGCGUCCGGGCGGGAGCCGUCUCCCCCGCCCUGCGGCGCUGUCCAGGAUAGCAUAGGGCAGGAGGCGGCCCAGGAGGAGCCCCCAGCAACCAGCCCAGGCCUGGUCAGCUGCAGCCAGUCGCUGCUGGAAUGGUGCCAGAAUGUCACGGCUGGCUACCGGGGUGUCCUGGUCACUAACUUCACCACCUCCUGGCGCAACGGGCUGGCGUUCUGUGCCAUCCUGCACCACUUCCACCCAGAGAAAAUCAAUUAUGAGACCCUGGACCCUCUCGCUAUCAAAGAGAAUAACAAACUGGCCUACGACGGCUUUGCCUCCCUGGGCAUCUCGCGGGUGCUGGAGCCGGCCGACAUGGUGUUCCUGACUGUGCCUGACAAGCUCAUUGUCAUGACCUACCUGUGCCAAAUCCGGGCCUUCUUCACGGGCCAGGAGCUGAACGUGGUGCAGAUCGCCAACCACAGCAGCCAGAGCACCUACAAGGUGGGCAAGUUCGACUCGGACCCCACCUUCUCCAUUGACCCCGCCCGCUUCUAUGCCGAGCGCUUCCAAGGUGCCGCAAGGGGACCUGAGGAGCCUGGGAGCACUGCCCCUGCUGCAAGGGAUGAUGGGAAGGCAGCAGCCAAUAAAAUUGUGACAGGAGGAGCUGAAUUGGCCAAGAAACUGGAGGCAGAACGCACUGCCCUAAAGGAUGCUGGGACUGAUGCCAAGACAGGUGAUGCAAAGGAUGCUGGGAAAGUGACUGUAAAUGGUGCCAUAUCCCAAACAGCUGUGCAAUCAGAGGUGGAGCCCUCUGUCACAAAGGAUGCUGGGAAGGUGCCAAUCAAUGGUGCGACAACCAAGCCAGCCAUGAGUCCAGAGGCAGAGACACCCACCCCAAAGGAUGGAGGGAGCAAAGCCGCAAAGGAUGCUGGGAAAGCAUUGGUCAAUGGUGCAAUGUCCCAAUCGGCCAAGAAACCAGAGGCAGAGCCUCUUGCCCCAGAGGAUGCUGGGAAGGUGCCAGCCAAUGGUGACGAGAAGCUGGUGCCCCCUCCACGGCUGAAGCGUCAGUCUGUACGGAACGGGGAGGCACCGGACCAGGCCGAGCGAUCCCUGCAGCGCUCGCUGUCCACUGGCAGCCAGGGCCCUGUGGCCCCACCACGCUCCCAUGGCAGCAAGUCGGGCUUCUCCCACGUGCGUGAUGCAGACCUGCUCAAGAAGCGGCGCUCGCGGCUCAAGAGCGAGUCACUGUCGAUGGAUGAGGGGGAGGCAGGCAGCCCCCCAGGGGAGACACCACGGAGGAGGCCUGAUUGGCUAGGAACGGAUGACCGUGAAGGCAUGAUGACCCCCAAGGCAGGACCCCCUGCCUCCGCCAGGACUCAGCAGCCCCCAGAGAUAGCCCCCUCCUCCAGUGCUAGCACCCAGGAGCCGUCCCGGGAUCCCAGCAAGGAAACCAGCACCGCAGAGGAGGAGGUUCCGCGGUUCCAAGACACCAGCCAGUACGUGGUGGCCGAGCUGCAGGCGCUGGAGAAUGAGCAGAAGCAGAUUGACGCCCGGGCAGCCGUGGUGGAGAAGGAUCUGCGCUUCCUCAUGGAGUCAGGCACAAACCGGGCCCAGGAGGAGGAGCUGAUCCAGGAGUGGUUCACACUGGUCAAUAAGAAGAAUGCACUGAUCCGGCGCCAGGACCAGCUGCAGCUGCUGAUGGAAGAACAGGACCUGGAAAGACGAUUUGAGCUACUGAGCCGGGAGUUGAGAGCCAUGUUAGCUACUGAAGACUGUCUCAAGACAGAAGCCCAGCAGAGGCGGGAGCAGCUCCUAUUGGAGGAACUGGUGUCGCUGGUGAACCAGCGGGAUGAGCUGGUGCGAGACCUGGACAUCAAGGAGAGAAUAGCCUUGGAGGAAGAUGCCAGGCUGCAGCGGGGCCUGGAACUGCGACGGCGCAAAUACAGCCGCAAAGAUAAGUGCCGCAUUAGCUAAGAGGCAAAUGGCCACUCCACAGUCCUUGUCAGUGUUCUGUGGCUGGGAUACUACCCAGGAUGCCUGCCUGCCUCUUAAAGGGCUCCAAGGUUUGCCUGCUGCUGCUGUUACCUCAGUGCCUCACUGUAUUGCCCCUUGUACAUUUUGCUGGUUUCCCUUCCAGUCUGGCCCCGCUCUAGGACAGAUGCAGUUUCCCAGCCUUCUCUAAUGAAUACCAAGGGGAGCACAGGGAGCCUGGCUGUCCCCUAUGGCAGAGGGAAACAGUCUGCUGGGGGCAGGGUGGGGCUAUUUAUUUUUGUGUGUGUGAGAGACUUUGUUCAGCUGGGUGUCCCUUCCCCGCCCUGUCAGCUGCCAUUUCACAGCCAAGUUGUCGGGGUUUUAUCAUGGUACAAAAAGUUGAUGUGGGUUUAGGGAGGGCAGAGAACAGACGUGCCUUGACAGUGCCAUCCAGCCAUGUAUUGUAAUGGCAAGUUUCAAUUCCUUGUUCCCUGGGUAUUUGCACUAAUUUGUAACUGUUUGAAAUAUGAAAUAAAGAGAUGUGAAAGCAAACUCAUA